GAAUUUUCUCCAUAACAUUUUUACUAGUAUUUUUCUCGGCAACCGAACAGGAAUUGGGGUUUUUCAGAGAAACUUUUUCGAAGAAUAAUUUUUUUUUUUGUGGUGCUUUUUGGUUGAGCAGAGUAGAGUUCGGCAAUGGCAACAGCUACAUUUCCACCACCGCCACCGUUUUACAGACUGUACAAAGAUUAUAUUGAAAACCCUAAAUCAGCUCCAGAACCUCCUCCUCCUAUUGAAGGCACUUAUGUGUGUUUUGCUAGCAAUUACACUACUGAUGAUGUGCUUCCAAGCUUAGAAGAGCAGGGAGUGCGACAACUGUACCCAAAAGGACCAAAUGUUGAUUUCAAGAAAGAACUGAGGUCACUUAAUAGAGAAUUGCAGCUUCACAUUUUGGAGCUUGCCGAUGUUCUUGUUGAGAGACCUUCACAAUAUGCUAGGAGAGUGGAAGACAUUUCCCUUAUCUUCAAGAAUUUGCAUCACCUUCUCAAUUCUUUGCGUCCUCAUCAGGCUAGGGCCACAUUGAUUCAUAUUCUAGAGCUUCAGAUACAACGUCGUAAACAAGCCGUGGAGGAUAUAAAGAGACUGAGGAUCAUGGGACUGGGGAAAGAACAUGCUGGUAUAGUUUCUUGAAAAGUGGUCUGGAUAUGGCAGACUGUUGGGAAAAAUUUUGAGCACUUUUUACCAUGGGUAGAGGGUUUCUAUCUCAUAUGCAAGGAAACAUUUAACAAGGUGGAGAAACGUUUCCACAUUGUAUUAGGCAUAAAGGUUUCCUCCUUUGAUGAACUGUAUCAUAGUCUGAACUAUAGCGUCACUACCUCCAACAAUGCCCUCUUCCAGAAGCAAGAUCGCAUAAAUCACUAGAUGUAAAUUGGUUGUGUUUUCUACAUUUGGUGGAUUAUCUUUAUCUAGGCUGGUAUUAUCCAUGCCUGGUUAUUUUCCUCUUAUGAUAUGGAGUGUUUGUUAUUGACCAACAAGGGUUCAUCUUUCUAUUCACGUUAGUGAUAUUCAAAUUGUAAAUAUGCUGAAACA
Messenger RNA from Populus euphratica (Euphrates poplar), 1029 nucleotides. RefSeq names its product mediator of RNA polymerase II transcription subunit 7a. The coding region runs from base 136 to 630 and encodes 164 amino acids. The transcript is spliced from 5 exons. Gene Ontology annotation, biological process: regulation of transcription by RNA polymerase II. Gene Ontology annotation, cellular component: core mediator complex; mediator complex. The record is from RefSeq and is a predicted model, not a curated record. Gene Ontology annotation, molecular function: transcription coregulator activity. Lineage: Eukaryota; Viridiplantae; Streptophyta; Magnoliopsida; Malpighiales; Salicaceae.